Molecule: messenger RNA, 861 nt
Organism: Chenopodium quinoa (quinoa)
Lineage: Eukaryota; Viridiplantae; Streptophyta; Magnoliopsida; Caryophyllales; Amaranthaceae
Exons: 2
Coding region: 1-861 (286 amino acids)
Molecular function (GO): zinc ion binding; nucleic acid binding
Source: RefSeq, a predicted model, not a curated record
AUGGGAGAUCUUAUGAAAAGACAAUUCAGCAUCCUAGAUUUAUCUGGAAAGAAAUUUUUGGAAUGGAAAGUGGAUGCCAUGAUGAAUUUGAAAGCUCAAGGGUUGGAACACACUAUUAAAGAUAAUAAAAGUCCCUCUAGUCAAACAACAGAUACUACCACUUCUGUAGUGACGGUUGUAAAACCUGUUAUUGAACAAGAAAAGGCAAAAGCCUUAGUGUUACUAAGACAUCAUUUACAUGAAGGCCUUAAAACUAAGUACAUGAUGGUUGAAGAUCCCAAAGGAUUAUGGGAUUGCCUUUUGAAAAAUUUGGACACCACAAAAGGGUGCUCCUUCCUAAGGCAUUAUUUGACUAGACAAAUUUACGUCACUGAUAAACAGAUGAUUGAAAAAACACUUACUACCUUUCAUGCAAGCAACAUACUGUUGCAAGAACAAUAUCGUGAAAGAGGUUUCAAAAGGUUUAAUGAAUUAAUGAGUGUAUUACUUGUUGCGGAACAAAAUAGUGAUCUUUUGUUGAAAAAUCAUAAUCUUAGUCCAACUAGGUCUUUGGCCACUCAUCAUGAGGCAAAUGCAACAAGUUCUUAUCCACCCGAGGCAAAUGCUACACGAAGAGGUGGACGUCGAAAUUACAAUGGCCGUGGAAAUUAUCGCGAACGAGGCCGACGACGUGGUAGAAAUAAUUUUCAAAGAAACAGUAAUUUCAAAAAUUCUGAAAAACAGAAGGGACAAUCAUCUGGAAGCCACAAACAAACUCCUUCAGAAGGAAAAGACACAUGUUACAGAUGUGGCAUGACAGGACAUUGGGGACGUACUUGUCGUACAGCCAAACAUUUGGUAACCUUUACCAGGCUUCUGUAA